GAUGGCAGCUUCUGCUCCGCUACCAUUCCUAUCCGCUAGUGUCCUCCUCAGGUUGUCGUGCUAGGCGCUAACUCCGAAAAGAGCUCAAACCUGCACCUGCUCAAGACCGCAGCUCGCGCGCCACAAUAUCAGCGCCAUGCGGGACAAAUCGGAAGAGGAGUUGUCGACCGAAGCGACCGAUCAGCCGAAUGGCGACAUUGCCCAGGGUGAAUGCGAGCCACUGCAGCCACAGCAGCAGCAGCAGCGCAGCAAGACGGUCUCCGGCACGGGCUCUUCCUCCGGAGAAGCAGCAGCAGCAGCCCCAGAGGCGCCGUCGUGCGAACUGCGCGAGGUGGCCAGCCAGUUCGUGAGUGACCUGAUACACCGUGCCCGUGAGGUGGCCCAGAGGCAGCAGUUCCGCAUCGACGAGGUCGACGAGGAAGACGAAGAGGAAGACGUCCCUCCGCCGCGGAGGCUCACCGACAUCACGGCGGGACCAGUCAAGACUCCUCCCGAGAUCCAGGUGGACCUGGUAGGUUCCCGGACGCCCAGUCCGGAAGAGAUCGUCACGUACGUGGCGCCCGAGCGGUCCACGAAGAAGAAAGUGGUGGUCCUCCACGAGGAGCCGUCCGAGAGCGAGGAAGACACGAGCGGCGAAGCCAGUCCGGACAGUUCUCCGCGCGCCAAGCUCAUCUCGGAACCACUUUCCCAGCAGCAGCAGGACUGUCCGGACAUUGCCAACCUCAAGAAUGAUCCAGAGCUCCGGGAGUUUGCCGUCGCCUACAUCAAGGGAAUAUUGGAGCAAGCUCAAGUUCUUGCCCAAGAGAGGGCGCCGGAAAAGGCCGAGGAGCUUGUGACAGAGAACACGGCGUUGAAGAAGGCCGCCGGACCGUGGUACUCCCGCAUCCGGGCUGCCGUAACCCGCUGCCUUCGCACCGGAUGCCUGUGCGUGGUCCGGAGGCAGGCGCCGCCUUGAAGCCGCCGACAUGGUCGCCGGCUUUCACUGUAUCGCCAUCGACUGUGCCGAUCCGCCCUGCAGCCGUCAUCUUCUCGGCGCGCUACGCCGUUGUCUUUACCACGGCUCCCAAGAAGGUCGGCACGGGCAUCUCUAUCUGUAUGUGUCACUGCUGCCUCCGGUAGUUGUAUUGUACACGCGACCCUGGUGUUGUUGUAUAUAUGCUGCUUCCUUUUCGUGGCCGUAAACUCUACAUCUGUCGGAAUACGGAAACGCCCGAGUAGACCCGAUUGACAUACCGCGAAUUCAUCCUCAAUUGAUCGUUUCUGUACUCGAAGAAGGCUCUGUCUCAAAUGUCCUGCGUGCGCGAUUGCUGUAGAAACCGUUUUGUUUUAUAAUGUUCUUCUUCUUCCUUUUGCGAAAAAUAUACGGAGUCGCACGCGAGUGUACAGUCUCCAUCGCUGUGUCAUGUGUUUCCCAGAAUGUGCUUGCCCUUGUGGUUGGUAACGUCUUCGCCGAAGUAUUUGCGGGAAGUUAGUGUCUCUUUCCAUGGCGAUAACCUACACAAUCCUCGUAUAUAUCGACCGCUGUCGUCAGGCGCUAGUUGAGAGCGCCUGCUUGCCCUCUUAUCGUCGCAACAACCGGUGACUGCAUGGUCGUAAACACGCGCUUCUAGUUUGAGUGAACGCCGGUAUAGUUAGCGUACAAUUAGCGGCGCACGGAACGCCGUCAUGACGCUCGCGCCUGCCGAACCGAGUUCUGAAGAGCGUGGACCAACAUGGCGUGUCGAGUUCACGCCUGAGGCCUCAUUCGGGUUUGUCUAUAGCGAUGCUUCGCUUGGUUACGGCUUACGCGACGGGCGAACAAGAAUACGCGAUUCUGAGCUCUAACGCUAUAUGCUGGUUAAUAAGACGGCGGGAACUCGGAAGGCGACGCGCCGCAAACACUGUUGCUCGGCGUGUUUGAAGCCCCGAGUUAGGCCUUUGCGCGAGGCCUAAACGAGUUAUAGCGUGACGAAGCGUUUCGAUCCGAGUAUCCUGCUUCGUUUAUGCUCUUGGGAAGCACAGUUGUGCAGCGUAAUAUCGGCGUGCUAUCGGGCAACGGUAAAAGCUGUUCCGAAUCGAUCGAACCAAGGUGCUGGUCCUUUAAGCAGCAUGCGUUCCGCUCUAUGGCGUGUUUGCGACGAUUGGGGCACAGUGGUUAGACCAUGGGUAAACCUAUACCUGGCGCGUUCUAUAAAAGAAACAAAAAUAUGAGCAUGUAUAUAUAGGAGACAAGCUCUACGAGGUCGAUCCUGCCUCUGAUGCGAGGUCACAUUACGGCGCAUCGUGUCUGUUUCUUGCCCUAUAUUAUGUGUCCCAUCUUCGCACUGUUUUUUGUCACCGUAAAUCACAUUACAGAAUUUGUGCACUGCGUCCUUGACGUCGCGUACAAUGCAAGCGCUUUCUGGACAGUGCGAUUAAGAGGGCGCUUUUAGUACACGGGAGUGCACGUGUAGGUAAACCAAAACCUGGAGCCACAUGCUGCUGGUCUCCUUUAACGCCACCAUUUUAUUUUUAUUUUUUAACGAGGGGUCUCGCGCUGUCUCGAACAAGACGAGAACGGCGCAGGUACGUGCGAACGUGUUGGCAGCGUAAGCGUGCCGUGCACUUCUCGUUGCGAUACGCGCAUGCGCACUGUGCACAAGGUAGCGCUCGCGCGUGUAUACUGACGCUCUCUCUUAUCUCUUCACGUUGAGAAAUGCGAUGGGAAUGUGCCUGUGUUGUUGCAAUUGUUAAUCAUUGACGCCGCGGGAGUCUAAAAUAACUACGUUGCAUCUGUGACGUCCGAUUAGAAGUGGGCCCGCAGUUCCGGAUAUACGUCUGCGACAAAACGUGCAUGACAAGUAGCCGCACCACCUGCGCAGUGUUGAUAAGGGGAGCUAAUAUACGUGCGAAAGCGUGUAUAGUGACUCGGCAUUGCCGGUCAUAUAUAAAUGAUGGCGCCAACAUUCCGCGCGCGUCAUCUGCAACCGAGUUUAGGCGGUGCGUACGAAAUUUUGAUCCGGUGAAGCGAAAGAAAACCAACGCGUCUACAACACAUCCGGAGCCACCGAUCGAAAAAUGCAUUCAUCUCACUGCGGGCAAGGCGCAGCAGCGACACCGUUUCACUAGCUUCGGUUAGUACGCAGUGUUUGUUUGUUUUCUUGCAUGGAGCGGGGCGUCCACCGCCCUCGAUGUAACACCCCAGUGCCACGAAACAGGUGCGCGAAUCAAUACUUUCCCAACUCGGGUGUUGCGCGCUCGCAGUUUCCCAUUGCUCGAACACCUGGCGGUGGCGUCUGUGCACUUAGCUUUAUAUCUUCGGCGUAAGGAUUCGCGAGCGUGUGUGUUGCAUUGAAAAGUCUCUUUGGAAGUAGAAUCAAGUGAGCGUCGCAUUUAACUUAUGUCAUACGUGAGUGGAACGCGCACAAUGCAUUCGGCUCGCGCCUUGAGAAUUGGCGGGCAUUUCGAUGUCGCCUCGAUUGGGAGCCGUUUCUGUGAGGUUUACAAGGGGCCCCCGAAAAUAUUCUUUAAUCGAUCGUGCACGUUCUCGGGCUCUAAUCCACUGCCGUCGGAAGCCGCAAGUGUCGGUAAAUAGGUCGCGCUUCCCGCAGCUGUUGAUGCGGAUUGCAAGAUGGUGCCCGUGUAUACGCGUACUUAGAUUUAGGUGCACGUCAAAGAGAAAUUAGCCCGGCGCCUUUCGAUGCGGCACCUUUAAUAUUAUACCAGAUGUUGCAUAAUCAUCAGUCGUUAUCACAAAAGCAUGACUUCCGAGAUCCGGCGGCGCGCCGGCAGAUCUCGGAGGCUGUAAGCAGACGCAAGAAAGGUGACAAAGCGGACACUAUAUAUUCUAUAGCGUUCGUCACUAUACUCAAACGUAUGACGUUUGUAUUGUUACCUUUCUUGUAUCCGCUUUGUAAACGCUAUGGUUAUUACUUUAAAAAGUAUACCGUGUGUCCCGGAUAACGUUAUCCAAGCUGCUCAACGAAAAAAAAAAAAAUUAAAGAAACGAUUAAAAAGAAGAACGGUGAAAGAUGCAAUUAUGAAACCUACGGUGUUCGGUUGUCAUAGGUCUGAGGAAGAGAACACUGUAGGACUUAUGAACAGCUUGGCUAACGUUAGCUGCAUGGGAAACCCUAUAUAAGGCUUCUCUUCAUCUCGUCACCGCAAACCGUGCGUUAACGUGAAGGCUUGAGCUUGACGCAGCAUCCCGCUUUAAUGGACUAUAGUAUGUCAUACUUCUCAACCAUUCUAAGCCUCUUAAUUGCGCAAUUCGCCGAUUCGCUUGUGAGCUUGUUGCUGUUCUUCCGUAUACUGCAUGGGCGAUCGCCUAGUGUUGGCUGGCGUCUUUUGUAUAUGACGCAGCAGAGUCGGCGAAGGCUUGGGAAAGAUUGAGGCACGAGUGAAAGCGUUAUUAUAUAGAGGUUCGCGGACCGGCGGACAAAUGAUUUGAGCGAUGUCAUCAGAGACGUUAUAGCGUAUAUAAUUGCAUUUCACAGAGUUCGAACGUGCACGGCGGCAGCGCUUCGGCGUCCUUUUGUUAUGGCAGGUGAUUCGUUAACAGACUACGGAUGACAUAUGUAUAUGUGAGCCGGCGCCCUGUGUGAGUUUCACAGUGCCGCUGUCAUUGUUUACGCAGCAAAUCGAUCGUCAGAGCCGUGCAGCUUGCAUUCGCGUUCAUUAAUUCGUGUUAGCAGGCUGUCGCGGCGUUUGUUUUCCAAACUUUUGCCCGCGGAAGCAGAGAUGGAAAUAUAGGCCCCUAUACCUUUCCCAAUGGAUUGAUUUUCAUUAGGUAUUUUUACGAAGAGCUGACGAAAAAAGGUACGACCCGCCAACAUAUGAUUAUAUUGACACUGUACACAUGAUCAGAACACGACAUUACUUGGCGUCUUUUGUUAUGCAUGCAGGCAUUCACAUACGGGCGUAUUUUUGUUCCGCUAUUUCUCAGCCUCCUUGACGAUGCUGGCGGUCACGCCUGCAUGUGAUUAUAAUCCCACACGACCCUGUGUCCCAUCUAGGCAUGCGUAAAUGCGCGAAACACAAAGAUGGGGAAGGAAUAUUUUAAUGGGCACGUCUGGCAAUUAGCUAUAAGCGAUUCUUCUUAUACUUUUUUUUUUUUUUGAAGAUUGGGUGAUGGUACGGCUAGCGGCAUUAAACGCGCACCAUGAGCGAACUCAAUGAGCAGGUGGGACAUAUAAAAAGAAAUAAUAAUUCUGGGAUAUUACGUGCCAAAGCGUGACCUGAUUAUGAAGCACGCCGUAGUGGGGUACUCCAGCUUUAGCUUGAUCACCUGGAGUAUAUAAUUUAACGUGCACCUAAGCCUAAGUACACGAGUUCUCUUGCAUUUCGCCCCCAUAGAAAUCCGGUGGCUGCUGCCGGAUCGAACCGGUGACUUCGAGCUCACCAGCGCAACGCCAUAGCCACUGGGCUACGUAUAGCGCGGCGGGUCGGCGAGAAAACCAAGUGAGGCGGCGUACACAUUCAUCUUAGCGGAAGAUAGAGAGAGAGCCAGAACUCGGGGAAGGCUGAUGAGCAGGCCUUCUUUUUCGGCGUACUCCAUUGCAAGGCAGAUUUGACGGUACACGGCGAUUUAGAUAAUAUGCGAAAUUCUGUGCGUACGCUUUCCCCGCGCAGUAUAUAUAUGUGCCUAUAGCCAAGGUGGCUGACCACAGAAGUAUAGCACUGAAGAAGUUCGCUCAGAGGCACGCUGCAAGAAGCAUGGGUGGUGCGAGAGCCGGAGACGAACAGCAAUGGUGACAACCCAGUCUGCCCGACGACGUGUGCUCCUUACUUACGAUUCUGUAGGCCGAGGUCUGCCGCAUUGGUUAGGUCAGACGAGAUGUGAGCAGAAGCCCAGUAGUGGAAUUCCGUCUAUUACCUAUUGUGCGUUUAAGAAAGACACGCUCGACGAAAGAAAAAAAAAUCCAGCAGCACCCAUCUCACGACGAACGUCGACGUUAAUGCGAUUAGCAUUGAAUCAAUGUGGCGACAACACUGUAUUGGCAACGUCGAAACAUUAUGCAGCUUUUUCUCGCGCUUCUUACGCACACGCUGCGCCAUCCAGUGUCGCCGCCGUAAAGUGUGCGCGUGGCUCGGAUUCGAUUCUGUCGGACAUCGGAGAAAUUUAAAGGAUCGUGGACUAACCAGGUUGGCGGCAAAACAGUUCGAGGCAUAUAUAGAUAGAUAGACCGCCCCCGAAAAGUGCGUGAAAUACCCUAAGAAUGUUCAUCGCAUUAAUGGCAUUGGACGUACAGCGGUGGACAGAGGAAGGAACGCGGUACACGACUGUCGCCGUCGCGUACGCCGUUUGCUUAAUGGGGUAGAUAUGUCCUGCCCACUGUUUCGUUCUUCUAAUGCAUCUUCCUGCCCGGGCAGCCAAAUAUUUGCCCGGUGGCUGGCAGUGAGACAGGCUCUCACGCGAAGGAACCCUCACGCUCAAUUUCACUUGUACAGACAAAAGAGCCCUCACGUGUCGCUCGCCGCGUGUUUUCCCCCUUUAACGCCACCUCCUUCCUGCGCAUAUGCUUGCACCGUUUCACUCAGGAGAACGCGCCAGCCAGAGCAACUGAAGGCAGCGGUAUACGGCCACGUGCUGUCACAUGAUCAAUCGCACGCCCUUACUUCCUGAAAUACUGACAGAGCCACAUCGUGUGUUGCUUGAAGCGCGGUGCUCACUCGCACCACUGCAGGUACAGGGUUCAGCACCUUCUCACGGGACACGACUAGCUGGAGUGGGCGAAAAAAGAAGAGAACUAAUAAGGACUAAUAAUUAAUAAGAUAAUAAUAACUAAUAAGAAGAAGGCAGGCGCAACUUUUAUAUGAAGGGAAGUUAAUCUGUCUACAUUCGCCCUCGUCCAUAAUUAGAUUUCGCUCACACUUUUCAGCAAACUGCCGUUUCACACCCUUCAAUGUGUAUUCACAUAACCGUUCUCACUUUCGUAACUUCUAUAGCAGGUGACGCCAUUAUCAGUGUUUGCGAUAGCUGCGCAAAAUGUAUACCGCGUUAUAGUACAGGCGGAAACGUAUAUUGCGCGACGUUGCCUACGAAGGCGUCCUGGGGCGGUAUUCUGUAAGAGUCUACCUAGUGGACUGUCCAUUUCGGCUGUCGCUGAUUGGCUGCUCCUUGACGUGCAGGAAGGAGACUGGCUGGCACCUUCCUGCACAUCAAGCAGCAGCCAAUCAGCGACAGCCGAAAUGGACAGUCCACUAGGUAGACUCUUACAGAAUACUGCCCCUGGUUUCAUUGCACGUGAUGUUGCGCCGUUGGUGUAUAGCGCAGAAAUUGCUCGCGCACGGCGCGAGGCAGGAGUAUGUCACGUGAAUUGACAUCAUGCACGCUCACGGUAGCGCGACUCUUGCCUUGAUAUAUACAUAUGUAGGAGUGCACCAAAUAUGCGUGAUCUUGCUCUCUGUGGUAUAUAUAUAUAUAUAUAUAUAUAUAUAUAUAU
This is a messenger RNA of Dermacentor silvarum, 7403 nucleotides long. RefSeq lists its product as uncharacterized. NCBI's taxonomy places the organism in Eukaryota, Metazoa, Arthropoda, Arachnida, Ixodida, Ixodidae. The record is from RefSeq and is a predicted model, not a curated record. The coding region runs from base 137 to 955 and encodes 272 amino acids. The transcript has 7 exons.